ACACAAUGGGAGCUAGUCCGGUGGUGGGAUGUUCUAGACUCCACAUCCUGAUCCCACAUCCUAAUACCACAUCCCGAGGGAGUGCGGAAUGAGCUCCUGCACUCGCACUGCCAGGAGGACCAAGGUGGAGCUCUGGGGGAGGACAGAGGUUGCUUCAGCCACCAUCCUUGAAGAGUGGAAGAAAAUUUGGGAUGCAGUGGCUGACUUCAUCCUGGAACAGCUCCUGCUGCGGAAGAAGGGGGUGUGGAUCCCAACCCUCGGUGCCCUGGAUGUGGUUCCCUGGCGGGUGCAGGUUGGAGACGUGGAGGUGACAACAUGGAAGCCAAUUUUUUGCCUGGCCAGGAAUUUGGUCCAGAGCCACAAUUUGAUGGAUGACUGGGAAUUCUGGCCUGGGAACCUGGAUUCACUCCGGACGUUUGCAGUGGCAGCAGUGCUGGGACUGCCCCGGCGCAGGGUGGAGGGUGCCCUCCAGGCCACUAUGUCCCUCCUGUCGCGGUGCUUGGGGACAGGUGAAGACGUGGCCCUGGUCCUGGGGGACAUUGGAGUCCUGCUGGUGGAGCGGCGCAAGGUCCGGAUGAGGUUCUACCACGACUUCCUGGAGGCAGUGGCCGGGAAGGAGAACCUGGAAAACGGCGUCUUCAAGAUCCAGGAGCUCCUGGACAUGGUGGUGCCUCGGGGAGUCCCUGUGGCUGCUCUGACCUCAUUUGGCUCCAUCAUCAUCUUCCCUGAAUUCGAGAGGGAAAUGGUCCAGGCACCACUUUCAAGGGUGCGGCUGCUACAGAGCCUUCAGAACCUCCCCAAGGAGACCCCACGUCCCAGGGGUGAUCUGGGACCACAGAUCAGGAAAGAAGGGAAAGGCAGGAAAACUGGGAGAGGCAGAGAAGUUCCAAAGACAGUUUCUGGACUAUCAGGAAGAGAGGAAAAAUCUGAGGAAGAGAUUCCAGAAAAACAGAAAACCCAGAGGAGGAAGGGGAAGGAGAAGAAGUCAGAAACAAAGCUGGGGAAGAAGGAAAAAGAAUCAGGGAAGUCAGAAACCAAAGUGGGGAAAAAGAAGUCAGAAACUGAAUUGGAGAGGAAGGAAAAACUGGGAAAGUCAGAAACUCAAUUGGAGAAAAAGAAUUCAGAAACUGAAUUGGGGAGGAAGGAGAAAUCAGGAAUGUUGGAAACUGAACUGGGGAAAAAGGAGAAGUCAGGAAAGUUCGAAUCCGAAGGGAUGAAGGAAAAGCUGGAAAAGUCAGAAAAACCAGGAAAGUUAGAAAAGUCAGAAAUGUCGGGAAAGUCAGAAAAGGUGGGAAAGUCAGAAAUGUCGGGAAAGUCGGAAAACUCAGGAAAGUUGGAAAAGUCGGAAAAGUUUGAAAAGUUGGAAAAGUCGGAAAAGUUUGAAAAGUUGGAAAAGUCAGAAAAGUCAGGAAAGUUGGAAAAGUCAGAAAAGUUGGAAAAGUCGGAAAAGUUGGAAAAGUCGGAAAAGUUUGAAAAGUUGGAAAAGUCAGAAAAGUCAGGAAAGUUGGAAAAGUCAGAAAAGUUGGAAAAGUCAGAAACGUUGGAAAAGUCGGAAAAGCUGGAAAAGUCAGAAAUGUCAGGAAAGUCAGAAAACGUGGGAAAGUCAGAAAUGUCAGGAAAGUCCAAAUCCGAAGGGAUGAAGGAAAAGCUGGAAAAGUCAGAAAAAUCAGGAAAGUCAGAAAAGUCAGAAAUGUCGGGAAAGUCAGAAAAGGUGGGAAAGUCAGAAAUGUCGGGAAAGUCAGAGAAAUCAGAAAAGUUGGGAAAGUUGGGAAAGUCAGAAAAGUCGGGAAAGUCUGAAAAGUCGGAAAAGCUGGAAAAGUCAGAAAAGUCAGGCAAGUUGGAAAAGUUGGAAAAGUUGGGAAAGUCUGAAAAGUCAGAAAAGUCAGAAAUGUUGGGAAAGUCAGAAAAGGUGGGAAAGUCAGAAAUGUCGGGAAAGUCUGAAAAGUCGGAAAAGCUGGAAAAGUCAGAAAAGUCAGGCAAGUUGGAAAAGUUGGGAAAGUCUGAAAAGUCAGAAAAGUCAGAAAUGUUGGGAAAGUCAGAAAAGGUGGGAAAGUCAGAAAUGUCGGGAAAGUCAGAAAUGUCAGAAAAGUCAGAGAAAUCAGAAAAGCUGGGAAAGUUGGGAAAGUCAGAAAAGUUGGAAAAGUCAGAAAAGUCAGAAAAGACAGUAAUGUCAGGAAAGUCAGGAAAGUCAGAAAAGUCAGAAAUGCCGGGAAAGUCAGAAAAGGUGGGAAAGUCAGAAAUGUCGAAAAAGUUGGAAAAAUCAGAAAUGUCGGGAAAGUCAGAAAAGUCGGGAAAGUUAGGAAAGUCAGAAAAGUCAGAAAUGUUGGGAAAGUCAGAAAAGCUGGAAAAGCCAGAAAAGUUGGAAAAGUUGGAAAAGUCGGAAAUGUCUGAAAAGUUGGAAAAAUUGGAAACCGAGGGGAGGAAGAAGAAGUUGGAAAAGUCCCCAAACAAGUGAGGCUGAGGGCUUGGGGACAACCUGGUGCUCCCCAGCCCAGGAUGACCUUUCCCAUUGGAUCCUUCCAGGGAUCAUCCUGAGACUCCAAAGGCCGGACAGCGCCGGGACCGCUCCAGGCGCCGGUGCCAGAUGCAAAGGGCCAAAACUCCACGCUCCAGGGGAGGAAGAGCAGAAGGAGACAGGAAAGAGAUGAAGAGGAAGGAGAAAUCCAAGCGGAUCCAUCUUUGGGAUCCCUGGAUCUUCCAAACACCAGUGAUCGCAGUGCUGUCAGUGUCCAGCUCUGGCUCCAGCAUUCCUGAGGAUCCCAACUCCAAGGAGCCCCUGCCCAGCCCUGUGAAGCCAAUCAGGACAUGCAACGAAAACUUCUGGCCAGUGCUGAAGGUGUCUCUGGAGUAGCUGGGAAUCUCUGGGAAUCUCCAGGAACCAUCAAUAAAUGCGUCUGGUUUGGGAUGGUUG
Oenanthe melanoleuca is the source of this 2911-nucleotide messenger RNA. Its product is annotated as coiled-coil domain-containing protein 81-like. Bases 89 to 2455 code for a protein of 788 amino acids. The record is from RefSeq and is a predicted model, not a curated record. Gene Ontology annotation, cellular component: centrosome. The transcript is spliced from 7 exons. NCBI's taxonomy places the organism in Eukaryota, Metazoa, Chordata, Aves, Passeriformes, Muscicapidae.